Molecule: messenger RNA, 1404 nt
Organism: Schizophyllum commune H4-8
Lineage: Eukaryota; Fungi; Basidiomycota; Agaricomycetes; Agaricales; Schizophyllaceae
Product: enolase C-terminal domain-like protein
Exons: 6
Coding region: 1-1404 (467 amino acids)
Biological process (GO): carbohydrate catabolic process; amino acid catabolic process
Molecular function (GO): L-fuconate dehydratase activity; magnesium ion binding
Source: RefSeq, a predicted model, not a curated record
AUGCCAAAGAUCACUGGAUACGAGACUCAUGAUGUCCGCUUCCCCACAUCGCUCAGCGGCGAUGGGACGGAUGCCAUGAACACUGACUGCGACUACUCGUCCGCGUACGUGGAGAUCAAGACGGAUUCCGAUCUCGUGGGAUAUGGAAUGACCUUCACCAUCGGUCGGGGGAACGACAUCGUAUGCAUGGCUAUAGGCCAUGUUGUCAGCCGCUUGAUCGGCAAGGACACCGAGGAACUCUUCGCAAACAUGGGCAAGACUUGGGACUACUUGACUGCUGAUCCUCAACUACGAUGGAUUGGCCCUGAAAAGGGUGUCAUUCAUAUCGCGACUGGUGCGGUCAACAAUGCGGUCUGGGACAUGUACGCGCGGUCAAGGAACAAGCCGCUGUGGAAGCUUGUUGUGGACUUCACUCCCGAGGAGUUGGUUGCCUCAGCCGCCUGGCGCUACAUCUCAGACGCCAUCACCAAGGAGGAGGCGCUCGCCAUGCUCAAGGAGCGUGAAGCCGGCAAGAAAGAGCGUGAAGCCACCGUCCGCGAGCUGGGGUACCCCGCCUACGUCACCUCCGCCGGCUGGCUCGGCUACGACGACGAGAAGAUCGCGCGCCUCACGAAGGAGGCCGUCGCCCAGGGCUUUAACCACUUCAAGAUGAAGGUUGGCGCGGACCCCGCGAGCGACCUCCGCCGCGGGAAGAUCAUCCGCUCCAUCAUCGACGACCCGCAGUACCUGCCCCCGGGCGGCGGGCGCGACCCUAACAGCAAGGAGCUGCAGGGGAAGAACGCGGGCCCGACGGGCGCGGUGUUCAUGAUCGACGCGAACCAGGUGUGGGACGUGCCUCAGGCGAUCGAGUAUGUGAAGGGGUUAGCGGAGAUCAAGCCGUGGUUUAUCGAAGAGCCUACGGCGCCGGACGAUAUCCUGGGGCAUGCGGCGAUUCGCAAGGCGCUGAAGCCGCAUGGGAUUGGGGUGGCGACAGGCGAGCACGCCCAUAACAGGAUGGUGUUUAAGCAGUUGUUGCAGGCGGAGGCGAUCGACGUCGUGCAGAUCGACUCUUGUCGGUUAGCCGGCGUGAGCGAGGUGAUCAGCGUGCUGCUCAUGGCGGCGAAGUUCGGUGUCCCGGUCUGCCCACACGCAGGAGGUGUCGGGCUCUGCGAGUAUGUGAUCCACUUGAGCUUAAUCGACUACAUUGCCGUCUCCGGCAACAUGGACCGCAACGUGCUUGAGUUCGUCGACCAUUUACAUGAGCACUUCGUCACGCCCUGCUCCAUCAACCCCAAGGGCCGCUACAACGUCCCAAGCAACCCGAAGGAGGGCUACUCAAUAGAGAUGAAAAAGGACAGCAUUGCGGAAUACGAAUGGCCCAACGGCUCAUACUGGGUUGGCGCGCGCGGGGGUAAGAAGCUAUAA